GGCUGCAGUCCAAACAAAGGGAAGACAGUCUUACUAUUCCUUAGAGGUCUCCUCUGAAUCCUGCCUUCUCUUUGCUUUAGUGAAUGUGGUGAGCGGCCAGAAGGAAAUAGCCUGAAGGUCUCCUAGUACUUGCUUCUCUCUGGGCCCUGUCUUGGCUGCUUUGUCUCCAAAAUCAAGAAAUGGAAUAGGAAGCCUGGCCUAAGACAUCUCUUAGAAAGCCUCCGCUGUCCUUCCCUCCCCAGGAGGCCUCUCCAGUCUCACCCAUCACACCCUUAGCCCCAAGGUGUCCGGGACCGCCACUCGGUGUUCAGGGGGCUUCCCCUGGGUGGAAAGCUCUUGGGGAGCUUGCAGGUGAGGAGAAGAAUUCCAAAGAGAUGGAAUUAUGCCUGGUCUGUGGGUGGCUAAGACACUUGGAUUCUGUCUCAGGUGGCAGAGCGUGGAUGGAGAGAGGCAGAGACUGAUUUUUAUUUGGUGGGUGGGAGUCUUCUGUGACUCUCCCGUGAUCCGAGAGGUGGACUCCUGGCACCAGAACGGUCUCAGAAGGAGUAGCACUGAGAGACAGCGGGAGGGCUUCCAUGUGAGCCGCUGUUCUCAGCACUUCCAGGGCCCUGCCCUAACCCUCACGAAGCCUAGGAUGUGGCACCCCCACGGGUAGCCUCGUUUGCAGGUGAGCCAGUGGGGCGCAGGGAGGGGAGGCAGCUGUCCCAGAGCUGCACACCCAGGGCGUGGCCUGGGCACUGUGCGAGCCUGUGCUUGCUUCUGUCCACAUUUGCUUCCUUCAGUUGCACAACAACCCCGCCAGGUAGCUUUUACCCUCCCUCUUUUCCAAAAGAGAAAUGAAGACAGUCUACCCAGUGUUCCCUCCGGUCGGUCUGAGGCACAGCGUUUCCUAAAAAGCUGAAAACCAGGUUCUCAGACAUUUGUCUGUUAGGUUAUCACUCCAUGUAGGAAACUUAUCUUAUGUGCUGAUAACAGAAAAGAAAUGGAAGAUUGGAUCGCAGCACUGAAGACUGUCCAGAAUAGGGAGCAUUUUGAGCCAACCCAGUACAGCAUGGACCACUUCUCAGGGAUGCACAACUGGUACGCCUGCUCCCACGCGAGGCCGACCUACUGCAACGUGUGCCGCGAGGCGCUGUCUGGGGUCACGUCUCACGGACUGUCCUGUGAAGUGUGCAAGUUCAAAGCCCACAAACGGUGUGCGGUGCGUGCAACCAAUAACUGCAAGUGGACCACGCUGGCCUCCAUCGGGAAGGACAUCAUUGAAGACGAGGAUGGGAUCGCCAUGCCUCACCAGUGGCUGGAAGGAAACCUGCCCGUGAGUGCCAAGUGCACGGUGUGUGACAAGACCUGUGGCAGCGUGCUGCGCCUGCAGGACUGGCGCUGCCUGUGGUGCAAGGCCAUGGUACACACAGCGUGUAAGGAGUCCUUAGUGACCAAGUGCCCACUGGGCCUGUGCAAAGUGUCGGUCAUCCCUCCCACAGCUCUCAAUAGCAUCGAUUCUGAUGGCUUCUGGAAGGCCACCUGUCCUCCGUCCUGCACAAGCCCCUUGUUGGUCUUCGUCAAUUCAAAAAGUGGGGACAACCAGGGCGUGAAGUUCCUCAGAAGAUUUAAACAGCUGCUGAACCCUGCCCAGGUCUUCGACCUCAUGAAUGGAGGGCCACACCUCGGCUUACGCUUAUUCCAGAAGUUUGAUACAUUCCGGAUUCUGGUUUGUGGUGGAGACGGCAGUGUUGGCUGGGUCCUCUCUGAAAUCGACAGCCUCAACCUUCACAAACAGUGUCAGCUGGGAGUGCUGCCCCUCGGCACAGGCAAUGACCUGGCUCGCGUAUUAGGCUGGGGCUCGGCCUGUGACGAUGACGCCCAGCUCCCGCAGAUCCUGGAGAAGCUGGAAAGAGCCAGCACCAAGAUGCUGGACAGGUGGAGUGUCAUGGCCUACGAGACCAAACUGCCCCGGCAGGCCUCCUCCUCCACCGUCGUCACUGAGGACUUCAGCGAGGGUUCCGAGGUACAGCAAAUUCUCUUCUAUGAAGACUCAGUUGCGGCCCAUCUUUCUAAGAUCCUGACCUCCGACCAGCACUCGGUGGUGAUCUCAUCUGCGAAAGUGCUCUGUGAGACGGUGAAGGACUUUGUGGCUCGAGUGGGAAAGGCCUACGAGAAGACAACGGAGAACUCGGAGGAGUCGGAGGUCAUGGCCAAGAAGUGCUCUGUCCUGAAAGAGAAGCUGGAUUCUCUCCUCAAGACCUUGGAUGACGAAUCUCAGGCCUCGUCCUCUCUGCCCACUCCGCCGCCCACCAUUGCCGAGGAGGCGGAAGAUGGAGAUGGGACGGGCAGCAGCUGCGGCUCGACGGUGGACCGCUUGGUGGGGUCUGCGUGCCCAGCCCGGCCGCAGAUAUUCCGGCCUCGGGAACAGCUCAUGCUGAGAGCCAACAGCCUGAAGAAGGCGAUUCGUCAGAUCAUAGAACACACAGAAAAAGCUGUUGAUGAGCAGAAUGCCCAGACCCAAGAACAGGAGAGGAUUGUCUUAGAUCUCUCUGAGUCAGAGGAGAAAAAGGACCUGAAGUUGGACGACCCACUGUGCCACAGCGAGAGCUGCAGGGUUGCCAAGCACAGGAGCCUCCGCAAAGUGUCCAAGUCCCCAUGUGAGAAGCUGAUCAGCAAAGGAAGUUUGUCACUGGGCAGUUCUGCCUCUCUUCCUCCCCAGUCAGGAAACCGGGAUGGCCUGCCAGCGCUGAACACCAAGAUCCUGUUCCCGAAUGUUCGCGCGGGGAUGUCUGGUUCCUUACCCGGCAGUUCAGUCAUCAGUCGCUUGUUAAUUAACGCCGAUCCCUUCAACUCCGAGCCAGAAAACCUAGAGUGCUACACGGAGAAGUGCGUCAUGAACAACUACUUCGGCAUCGGCCUGGAUGCGAAGAUAUCCCUGGACUUCAACAACAAGCGUGACGAGCACCCAGAGAAGUGCAGGAGUCGAACCAAGAACAUGAUGUGGUAUGGGGUUCUUGGGACAAAAGAGUUGCUGCACAGAACCUACAAGAACCUGGAGCAGAAGGUCCUGCUGGAGUGUGACGGGCGGCCCAUCCCGCUCCCCAGUCUCCAGGGAAUUGCUGUCCUCAACAUUCCCAGCUAUGCCGGAGGGACCAACUUCUGGGGGGGCACCAAGGAAGAUGAUACUUUCGCAGCUCCUUCGUUCGAUGAUAAGAUCUUGGAGGUGGUCGCUGUGUUUGGCAGUAUGCAGAUGGCUGUCUCUCGGGUCAUUAAGCUGCAGCAUCACCGGAUUGCGCAGUGCCGCACGGUGAAGAUCUCCAUCCUGGGGGAUGAGGGCGUGCCUGUGCAGGUGGAUGGAGAGGCCUGGAUCCAGCCUCCAGGAUACAUUCGGAUUGUCCACAAGAACCGGGCCCAGAUGCUCACCCGAGACAGGGCCUUUGAGAACACCCUGAAGUCCUGGGAAGACAAGCAGAAGUGUGAACUGCCGCGUGCGCCGACUUUCUCCCUGCACCCGGAGAUCCUGUCCGAGGAAGAGGCCACCCAGCUGGACCAGUUCGGGCAGGCAGCGGGAGCGCUCAUCCACAGCAUCCGGGAGAUAGCUCAGUCCCAUCGAGACAUGGAGCAAGAACUCGCCCACGCCGUCAACGCCAGCUCCAAGUCCAUGGACCGUGUGUACAGCAAGCCCAGGACCACGGAGGGGCUCAGCUGCAGCCUGGUCCUGGAGAUGGUGAGCAACAUCAAGGCCCUGCGCAGCGAGACGGAGCUGCUGCUGGCCGGGAAGGUGGCCCUGCAGUUGGAUCUCCCACAGAAGGAGCGGCUCGGGGCUGCGCUCGCCAACAUGGACCAGCAGCUCCGGAAGCUGGCGGACACCCCCUGGCUGUGCCAGCCCAUGGAGCCCAGUGAUGAAGAGAACGCGACGUCGGAUCUCUCCAGACGCAGCCGCAGCGGGAAGUUCCGCCUGGUGACCAAGUUUAAGAAGGAGAAGAACAGCAAGAACAGAGACACUCACAGCAGCCUGGGAGCCCCGGUUCACCUCUGGGGGACAGAGGAGGUUGCUGCCUGGCUGGAGCACCUCAGUCUCUGUGAGUAUAAGGACAUCUUCACUCGGCACGACAUCCGGGGCUCCGAGCUCCUGCACCUGGAGCGGAGGGACCUCAAGGACCUGGGCGUGACCAAGGUGGGCCACAUGAAGAGGAUCCUGUGUGGCAUCAAGGAGCUGAGCCGCGGCCCCCCUGUCACCGAGGCCUAGCCUCCGCCCUCUCGGCCUGCGUCCUGCGCUCCUCCUGCGACUGAGGCGGGAGCAGGGGCUGCCUGCCCGCCCGUGGUGCUCUGUCCGCGCUCGCGCAGGGAGCCUCACGCCCUGCCAGCUCCAGGCUCUCGGACACAGCAACAUAGCUACCUGGACACGCACCUCUCCAACCCAGCGGUGUGUGGGCGACCGUGCCGCCACCUCUCAGCUCUCGCUGACCCACGUCCUGGGCCAGGUCUGGCCUCCCUGGCCCCGGGCAUUGCAGCAGAAAUGGCCUGACCGGCCGCACACGGCUGCCCCGUGGGCUCCGCUGUGUGUCCUUCCACGGCACGCCGCGUGGCACCAGACCGCAGUCCCUCACCGGGCAGAUCUGUGCCCAGUGGGCGCUCGUGGUCCCCGCGGCCCCUCGAGGCUGCCGUGUCAGGUCCUGGUUCGCAAGCGUGUGGGUGCGUUUCUGGUCCUGUUCAUUUUAAUUUGACGUGAAGAGAGAGGAGGACUCGCUCCUCCUGGAGCCCCCGUCCCGAUGUGCCCUGUCCCUCCUGAGCUGUCUGUCCAGGAGUGCUGCUUGGGCCGGGAGCACCCGGUGGCGAGGGCCGGUGGCCUCCCCGCCGUGGAGGCCGUGUGUCGUGCUGGGUCAGUAUUUCUGUGGAGAGGGCGUCUCCCUCCUCUGGGACCGGCUGCUGCCUCUGACCCUGCAGGUGGCUUCUGUCUUGUGCUGCCGGGCCCCAGGUCCCAUGCGGUUAGCGGCCCAUGUGGCUCUCACCAAGUUGUCACUGCCUUUGACUCUGCCCCUUGCCGCCCUUGGCCACACCUCACAGGGCUUUCGUCCACCUUGGAAAGGGGGUUCCAUAACCCCAACCCCGUGUGCCAGGGCCUUGCACCCCAAAGGGGAGGGCACCAGAGAGGCGGCCUCAGGGCACCAUCAGUCACAGCUGAACAGCUUUUACCUGCCACUCACUUUGCAGACCCCACUGGGUUCCCUGCCCGGCUGGCCAGGCACCGUCUCUUGUUUGGGGGUGCUCCCACUGGUGGCUCUUCUGGGUGCUGGGCCCACUCCUGUGCCCUCAUGGGGCAUGGCCGUGUUGGGGUUCGGGUGAGAGCUCCCUCGGCCGCCCACUGGAGCUGAGACGGGCAGUCGUGUGGCCCUUCCUGCCGUGAUGCGUCCCGUCAGAGCAGCUGUCUGCGUGCAGGAAGGCGGAGCCUCAGUAGAGGUCGGGGUCCCAGAAGGGGCUGUCCUGUCCGAGCUGGGCCCCGGGUUCCGAUGUUCCCAGGGCCUCUGGACGGGACGGGGUAAGCUGGAACGCAGUGAGGGGGUGCAGGGGAGCUGGCCCAGGGCUACCCCGUGCCCUCAGCACCCCCUCGGGAAAAGCUUAGGUUUGGGUCAUGCGUGCUGAUAAAAAAUGUCGUCAGUGUUCAACACCGUUGACGUAAAAGCCAUUUUUCUCAUUGUCAGAAGCAAAGGAAUGGACGUGUUCUGCAUGAAGGCGGGUCCCUGGUCCUGUGGUGUCUUUGUGCUGCGCGUGGGGCGGCUCGUCUGUCCGGGGCGGGGUGUCCUGUCCCGGGGGGAGGGAGGAAGGAUCCCGGAGAGUCUUGGAGGAGGUUUUAUGUUCUCGGGUGGGCUCACCCUCAUAUUUAUGAUCUUAAUUUAUACAGUGCCUGCUGUAUCGCUGUGUACAUAGUC
Molecule: messenger RNA, 5912 nt
Organism: Molossus molossus (Pallas's mastiff bat)
Lineage: Eukaryota; Metazoa; Chordata; Mammalia; Chiroptera; Molossidae
Gene: DGKD
Product: diacylglycerol kinase delta
Exons: 28
Coding region: 983-4231 (1082 amino acids)
Biological process (GO): intracellular signal transduction; lipid phosphorylation; diacylglycerol metabolic process
Molecular function (GO): protein homodimerization activity; ATP-dependent diacylglycerol kinase activity; protein heterodimerization activity
Source: RefSeq, a predicted model, not a curated record